AUGGUAUCAAAACGGUACUUCCAAAUGUUGACUGAAAUACUCAAAGGCGUGCUUCUGCUUCUCUGUGUGUAUGGCGCAUCAGACUACUCGCAGACAAAGGAAAGCAUCGAUCUGUCGAAUAGAAUUGCCGGCGGAAACCACGUGUACCUUACAUACAUCAGCCUUUACAUGACGAUCAUCACGCUGUUCCUCAGCUACCUAGUCAAGCACUUCGGAUUCUCAAGCAUCAAUGGCAUAUAUAGAGAUGCACUUGCAAUCACGCUGCCCAUCGAAGCACUUGUAACAUCAGUGUUCUGGACUCUCAACUCCAUAGACCCCACACUACUAAAGGACAGAGACCUGUACCUGGCAGGCAUCAGGACACCAUUCAUAAGCGAGCUUUCCAUUCAUCUUGUCCCAAUGAUCUUGCUUCUUGCAGACCAGUUUGGCGCUGAAAUCAAACACAAGAACCAUCAUUACCACGCACUAAUCAUUAUUCCACUUGCAUAUCUGUUUGUUAUUCAUUAUGUUUACUGGGCAAACAACUACUGGAUCUAUCCGUUCUUAGGAUGCAUUCCAGCCGUCAUGCGCAUCGGAUUGACUCUAGUAUUAAUUGUUUUGAUCCUCAUAUACUACAAUAUCUUCCAGGCAAUCUCAAAACUCCUCAUCAAAGGUAUUCCUGAACACUCAAAACACUCUCUGCCUCACACACAAUACUCCGAAGACUCAAAGAAUAAAUAA
Molecule: messenger RNA, 720 nt
Organism: Ordospora pajunii
Lineage: Eukaryota; Fungi; Microsporidia; Ordosporidae
Product: FAR-17a/AIG1-like protein
Exons: 1
Coding region: 1-720 (239 amino acids)
Cellular component (GO): membrane; endomembrane system
Source: RefSeq, a predicted model, not a curated record